GGGGGACCCAAUCCAUUUGCGAUGUCCACCUAGACUUGAGUAGCAUCCAGUACUGCUCUUGAACACAAGUUUCCGAUAGCAUCGCUCAGGAUGCCUCAAGGUGCCAAGGCCGCCUGCACUCGAUUUCGGAAGUCAGGCUUUUGUCCGUACGGCUCGAGCUGCAAAUUUUCGCAUGAUGCAAAUCACAGCAAUCAUGUUCACCAGCGAAGAGGUAAAAGCACGCCCCAGCUUAGGGGACAAAAGGCCCAACAGGACUUGGAGGCGAUAUCUAAGUUCUUUUCGCACUAUCCGAAGUUCGCGUAUGAGGAAGAACGAGGCGUGGCGGAGGAAUUUUACCGCAUGUGCGAUUUUUUCCACUGGGAUCGAGAUCACAAAGACCGUGACAAAGCACGAUCAGCAUUCAAAGAUGCCAUGGUCAUUCGAUUCAACAGCCUCUAUGGGAUCGAUGUAGCUGAUCUUGAGAACUGGCAUAAACUUUGUAUAGCUGUCUGCAUUGAGCCAUUGCCAGCAACUAUUUCAGAAUGCAAAGAGAGGAUUAAAGAAGUACAUGUGAAUCUUGUUGACCUCGUGGAUACCCCAGGGCAGGAUGUAGAGCUAUUUACGUCUUUGAACGAAUUGAGGAACUAUACGCUCGAGACUAAGAAAUUCUUGCCGAAGAAAUCUGCUUAUGCGGGUGGCCUCCUGAAGUUCCUGCUUCGUGAGAUCUUCUAGAUUGGUUUUAGAUUACAGAUAAAUGUAAAAAGAAAUGGUUAACUGGAGAAUACCGUCCUUCAAAAUUUAUAGUCGCGAUCAGCCGAAAAUGUAACCAUCUGCAAAACCAGCCAGCCUCGCACACACUCGUUGCUCUCGAAUUGCGAAAA
This is a messenger RNA of Aaosphaeria arxii CBS 175.79, 860 nucleotides long. RefSeq lists its product as uncharacterized. The coding region runs from base 91 to 711 and encodes 206 amino acids. Lineage: Eukaryota; Fungi; Ascomycota; Dothideomycetes; Pleosporales. Gene Ontology annotation, molecular function: metal ion binding. The record is from RefSeq and is a predicted model, not a curated record. The transcript is spliced from 3 exons.